Molecule: messenger RNA, 2163 nt
Organism: Colletotrichum spaethianum
Lineage: Eukaryota; Fungi; Ascomycota; Sordariomycetes; Glomerellales; Glomerellaceae
Product: cutinase transcription factor 1 beta
Exons: 3
Coding region: 1-2163 (720 amino acids)
Biological process (GO): DNA-templated transcription
Molecular function (GO): zinc ion binding; DNA binding
Source: RefSeq, a predicted model, not a curated record
AUGUCAACCGUCACCACUACGACUCGACUGACCACGAGACAGACCAGCGCGCUGCUCACCAAGCUGCAAUCGGCCGCAGCCGCAGCAUCAGCAGACAGCAACUCUCGCCGCCUGCUGUCGAACCUCCUCGCCCAGGCCUCCCUCUUUGGCGGGAUGACCAACGGGGACGGGCGAACGAGUCAAUUCCUCGCCUCUCUCGAGGAGCCCGACCUCCACGCCCAGCUCCCGGCUUUUGUGAAACCGCUGCCUGCAAAGAUUGCCCAGGAGGAUGUCACCUACUUGCACGCGAAGGGGGCCCUCACCCUCCCCGCGCUGCCGCUGCAGAAUGCCCUCCUGCAGGCACACGUCGAAUACGUUCAUCCGUACAUGCCGUUGCUUGAGCUGUACGACUUUUUGGCCAUCAUCAACGCCCAGGAUGGGUUGUGCGGCCAGAUCAGUCUGUUCCUCUACCAGGCGGUCAUGUUCGCCGCUACCGCUUUUGUCGACAUGAAGGUCCUCCGCGAGGCCGGCUACCCCACGCGCAAGGCCGCCAGGAAGGCCUUUUUCCAAAAGACGAGGCUGCUCUACGACUUCGACUACGAGUCGGAUCGCCUUGUCCUCGUCCAGGCCCUCCUGUUGAUGACGUACUGGUACGAGACCCCCGACGACCAAAAAGACACAUGGCAUUGGAUGGGUGUGGCCAUCUCCCUGGCCCACACCAUUGGCCUGCACCGCGACCCGGCCGCGACGAGCAUGCCGGUGGGGAAGCAGAAGCUGUGGAAGCGCAUCUGGUGGUCGUGUUUCAUGCGCGACCGCUUGAUUGCCUUGGGCAUGCGUCGGCCCACCCGUAUCAAGGACGAGGACUUUGACGUGCCGAUGCUGCAGGAGUCCGACUUUGAGUUGGAGAUCCUGCCCGAGGAGAAUAAGGUCAUUCCCGCCGAGUGCAUGCUACUCCGCGAUGUCUCGAUGCAGCGGGAGCUGGCCGCCUUGUGCAUCUCCAAGGCCCAGCUCUGCAUCUGCAUCAGCCACAUGCUCAAGGCGCAGUACUCCGUCCUUAUCCGGGACAAAAUGCGCCCCGAGAACACGGUUAACAGCACCAUGAUGCUGUUUCCCAACAAGAAGCUCGACAACGUCGAGAGCGUGACCUCGGUCGACCUCGAGCUCAUGGCCUGGGCGGACACCCUGCCGGCCAUCUGCCAGUACCGCCCCUUGACGCCGCUCGACAUUAAGAACGGGCGAUCGACGGUCGCUGUUCAGCGCACGCUGUUGCACAUGGUUUACUACACGACCAUCUCGGCCCUGCACCGCCCGCAGUUCCUGCCGUCGUCCCCCAUCCACGCGCCGACGACCUCCCGGCAGGUUCAGGAGAUGUCUCGGCUGAGGGUGCGCGACGCUGCCAUGCACGUCACCCGGAUGGCCGCCGAGCUCCACCAGCUUCGUCUAGAGAGGUACCUCCCCACCACCGGUGUCACGGUCAUCCUGCCGGCAAUGAUCAUCCAUCUUCUGGAAAUGAAGAAUCCCGUGUCGCAGUCGAGAGACCGCGCCACCCGCGGCUUUCGCCAGUGCAUGCGCGUCAUGGAGAAGCUGCGCGAGAUCUACGCCGCCGCUGACUACGCCACGGGCUUUCUGGAUGCGGCCCUGCGCAAGGCCGCCAUCGACAUUAACCUUCAGCAGACUGCUGCGCCCAUGACGCAGCAGAACCUCAAGCUCGCCGAACCGACGUUCGGCGCGCAAACGCCCCCACCUGACAACCUGCCGUACAUGACGACUGGUGAGGCACUAUUCGCCAACAAGCCGAACCCGCAGCGCGAUUUUCUUCCACAGACCAUCAACGCCGCGGCGCUCGACCUGUCAACCACGAGCCCGCCGCCAACGGAGAAGGACCAUGAGUCGGCGCUAGGUGGCAUGACGCCGAGUGCCAGUGGCAGCUCCGAGGAGCCCGGCCCGCUCGACCUCGAGUUUCUGCAGACGCAGGAGGAGAUUGAUUGGAACGCCAUGACGGGAACGGAGUUCGACGUUGACCAGUGGUUGCAAUUCCCGCCUGAAGGGGUCAACAACUCGGAUGAGGGGUUCAUGGCGAACGUGUUCGGCGAGGAGAGCAUGAAUGACGCCAUGAACUGGGCAGCAACCGGUGUUGAUACGAAAGAGGAUGACGGCGCGGCCGAGAUCUCCGCCCUUGCCUGA